This is a messenger RNA of Zootoca vivipara (common lizard), 9140 nucleotides long. It is a transcript of the gene ZNF644, whose product is annotated as zinc finger protein 644. NCBI's taxonomy places the organism in Eukaryota, Metazoa, Chordata, Lepidosauria, Squamata, Lacertidae. The record is from RefSeq and is a predicted model, not a curated record. Gene Ontology annotation, biological process: regulation of transcription by RNA polymerase II. Gene Ontology annotation, molecular function: RNA polymerase II cis-regulatory region sequence-specific DNA binding; DNA-binding transcription factor activity, RNA polymerase II-specific. Gene Ontology annotation, cellular component: nucleus.
AGCGGAGGGGGAGGGGUCUCGUCUCCCUCCUGUCGCAUCAGGGAACAUGGCGGCUGCCUCCGGUGCGGCAGAGGGACUGCGGCCAGGCCGGGGUUGAAGAAUUUCAAGAUGUGAAAGAACUUGGGCGGAAGAAUUUUGCUGCUUUAGCGUAGGUUUGUCUUGGUAUUGGAUCCAAACUUGCAGCUUGAAGAGGGAGAAGGCAAACAUAGAGAUGACACCUGCCCCUUUCCAUGAUGACAGGCCCUAUCAUUUCUGAAGUGUCUUCUCUCAACUUGUCCAAGACCAGUUGGCUGUGUUUCUAGACUCCAGUUAGGAUUUGAUGAACUCAAGUCCCAGGUCUGCGAGGAAGAGUGAGCAUAAAUGUGCUUAAUGGGCAGAGCAGACCAGCAGUAUGGAUGAAACAGAGAUCAAUACUCAGAUCAUUGGUGCUAAAGGACUGCUAGAUGACAGCAGCUUCAUUUCUGAGAAGCAGAGCAGCAUUCUCAAAUCACAAGAGAGUGAAACAUCAUUUCAGAAAAACACGUUAACUCUGCCUGAAGAGCUAUCAAGGGACAAGUCUGAAAACGCCUUAAGCGGAGGCCAAACGUCUCUAUUUAUACACUCUAGUGCUCCUACUGUUUCAAGUGAAAACUUUCUUCUGCCUACAGGAACUGCUGUUAAUGGACCAGUUUCACACUCCACUCCCAUUAUGAAGAAAGGCAGCAUUUCAUUAACCACUGCACAAACUGUGGGCCAUCAAGCAGAUUCUUGCUCAGCUGGGACGGUGGCACAUGAUCACCAACUUCCCACAAAGACUUCAACCCAAAAUUCAAGUCCACACCAACAUUUGUUUUUGUUACCUGAAGCAGCUCAUGCUAAGAACCUGACACAUUCCAUAAAAAAUCUACCUCCCUCUGCUUCAGUCGCUUGUGACACACAACCAUCUAUAAGAAAAAGCAUAAAACCAGAUAGCACUUUAGUAAGCCAAGUAGACAUGGGUGAGGAUAGCAAAAGUUUGCUAGAAAAAGAUGGCGGUAGCAAAUCACUAACAGCCACAUCCUCAGGUACAGGUGACUUCAGAACUGAAAGUGAUGCAAAGUGGGACCCACAGAAAGAGUUCAUAGAAUUUCUCAUGACAAAUGAAGAACCUGUAGAGAAGUCACCAGUCCAGCCUAAAGUGGGCGUACCAAAAAGGAGGAAAAGAAAGAUGGAUGUUAGCAAAAUCACACGUUACACUGAGGACUGUUUUAAUGAAUCAAAUUAUACUCAUGACAAUUCAGAAUUGCUAGAUACUGAGUUUUUGGAGCAGAGUGAGACUCUACAAGUGAUAGAAUCUCAUAAAUUUUCUUUAGCAAAAGUGAAACCUGAAUCAACAGAUGAGGAAUUGGAAGUUGUGGAUGCCAUCCAACAAUUGAUUUAUAACCCAAGUAAUAAAUGUGCAGGUGAUACUUCUCCUAUUCACACUAGCACUUUUCUUUCUAAUGCUCUGUUAAACAAAUGUGAACAAGAUGAAUUGGAACCACCAACUAAUUUCAGUACUGAUGAGCCUUCAUUUUAUCCCUGUACAAAGUGCAAUGUGAAUUUUAGGGAAAAGAAGCACCUGCACAGGCACAUGAUGUAUCACUUGGAUGGCAAUAGCCACUUUCGCCAUUUAAAUGUUCCAAGGCCUUAUGCAUGUAGGGAAUGUGGUCGGACCUUUCGAGACCGCAAUUCCCUUCUUAAACAUAUGAUAAUUCACCAGGAAAGAAGACAGAAACUGAUGGAGGAAAUUCGUGAAUUGAAAGAGCUUCAGGACGAGGGUAGGAGUGCACGGUUACAGUGUCCACAAUGUGUGUUUGGUACCAAUUGUCCCAAAACCUUUGUGCAGCAUGCUAAAACCCAUGAGAAGGACAAAAGGUACUACUGCUGUGAAGAAUGUAACUUUAUGGCAGUGACAGAGAGUGAACUUGAAUGCCAUCGAGGGAUUGCUCAUGGGGCAGUGGUGAAGUGUUCAAUGAUCACUGCAGAUAUAGCCCAGAGAAAAGCACAGAAAAAGGCAUUAGCGAAAGAUUCCUUCAUGGAAUCAUCCAAAAAAUCAGCUGACUAUAUGUGCAAAAUGUGUCCAUUCACUACAUCAGCCAGAAGCAUUUUAAAAAAACACAUGGAAUACUUGCAUCCAACAUCAUGCAUAGACCCUUUCGGUAGCCGACUUAGACUAGAAAAAAGAAAAAGUCAUAUUAUAGAAGACCCUUUAGAUUUUGGUAGCAGGACUAAACAUUUCAUCAAACAAUCAUCUGCCUUUCCAAAGAACUCUGUUUUAAAACAAGAUAUAAAAAGACCAUUUGGCUCUGCAUUCCAGUCCAGUAACUUUGCAAAACUUCACAAGAGGCCCCCCAGGAUACAGAAGGCUCGGAAAAGCGUUGCACAGUCAGCUGUAAGUGUGUAUGGUCAUAGCUCUACAGACAAGCCUAUUUUGAAUAGAAAUAGCACUGGCCAAAAACCUAAAUAUUUGCAUCAUUCAGGAAAGCAAAAGACUAGCGUCAGAGCUAGCAAUAAUUAUUUAUAUAGAUACAAACAUGAAAACCAUAGGAUUAAAAAAUCUAGCAGCCCUUAUCUUUUACACUUAAAAAGGGAAGCUGCAAGAUCUGUCAGGUCCUUACCUUUAUUAUCUUCAAAUAAUUCUCAUAGAUUUAUUGUGGAUUCUCUUAACUAUGAUGCAAAAAGACCAGGAGUCUAUAAAGAUAAGCAUGUAACUGUAAAAAGGUUGGUUAAAAGAUCCAAAAGUGAAGGCUCUGUAAAAGGAGAUGAUUUGGACAGUUAUCCAGACUUUCUACAUAAAAUGACUGUUGUUGUUUUGCAGAAACUUGCUGGGAAAAAAGACAGCUAUGAAACGGAGGAUGAAAGUUCAUGGGAUAAUGUUGAACUGUGUGAUUACACUACACGGUCUGUGGAGGAUGACUCUUACAGUGAUAUUAAUCAGGAGCAUGUAAACCUCUUCCCUUUAUUUAAAGGUAAAAUGGAAGAAGAAACUGGUGGUAAAUCCUCUCUUAGAUAUGAGCAAAAUGACGGAUUUUAUUUUGAGUAUUAUGAAGAUGGCGAAGGUAGCAAUUACCUGCAUGAUUUUCAAGAUCCUCAUAAUUUAGAAAACAUAGGCACAGCAUUGCCAAAGCAUAACUCAGUUUUCCAUUGGACUGACUUAUCGCUUGAGAAAAAAAACUGUCCAUAUUGUCCAGCAACUUUUGAAACAGGUGUUGGAUUGUCUAAUCAUGUCCGUGGGCAUCUUCACAGAGCUGGGUUAAGUUAUGAAGCCCGUCAUGUUGUCUCACCUGAGCAGAUAGCAACAAGCGACAAAAUGCAGCAUUUCAAAAGAACUGUAACAGGAACACCUGUUAAACGCGUUAGAAAAGCUAUUGAGAAAUCAGAAAGUUCUUCAGAACACACAUGCCAACUCUGUGGAGGUUGGUUUGACACUAAAAUAGGAUUAUCUAAUCAUGUUCGAGGACACCUGAAAAGGCUUGGUAAAACCAAAUGGGAUGCACACAAAUCUCCAAUCUGUGUUCUGAAUGAGAUGAUGCAAAAUGAAGAAAAAUAUGAAAAAAUCCUGAAGGCAUUGAACAGUCGGCGUAUUAUUCCCAGACCAUUUGUCGCUCAGAAACUUUCAUCAAAUGAGUUUUUAUCUCAAAAUGUUAUACCUCUUGAAGCAUACCGCAAUGGCCUAAAGACUGAAGAUAUAUCUGUAUCUGCAUCAGAGGAAGAAGGGCUGAGUUUCCUCAAUGAAUGUGAUGAAGCAAAAUCAGUACUACGUGAUGAAAAAAAACCCCAGUCAGUCACACUGAUAGAACUUUUGAAAAAUAAGAGGUUAGGAGAAGAAAGAAACCCUGAUACCUCUCCUCAAAAGAUCCAUAAUCAAACUGCAAGAAAGAGGUUUGUUCAAAAAUGUGUUCUUCCAUUAGAUGAAGACAGUCCUUUGAUGUAUCAGCCACAAAAAAUGGACUUGACUAUGCAGUCAGGUAUGCCUGUGAAGCUUAGAACGUGUGCGCAUUGCAAUACGGCGUUUACAAGUGCUGUUAGCCUGUCCAACCAUUUGCGCGCUUAUGCACGAAAGAAGAGUGCUGGACUUUUGACUGGGACAGCCAUAGAUUGUAAGCAAAAAAAAUCAAGAUCAAGAUCUGGGAGCAAGAAAAAAAUUCUGCCAUUACCUCAUGGUGCUGAUGAAGUUUACAUACUCCGGUGCAGGUUUUGUGGUCUGGUGUUUCGGGGGCCCUUGUCUGUUCAAGAAGACUGGAUAAAACACCUUCAGCGCCACAUUGUCAACGUAAAUCUUCCUCGGACUGGGGCUGGCAUGGUGGAAGUAACGUCACUGCUUAAAAAACCUGCCUCAAUUUCUGAAACUUCAUUUUCUUUCCUGAUGGCGGAAGCAGCUUCAUAGAACGUUGGAAACACUUCAUAUUGCAUUGAAUGAACAUUUUAAAUAUAUUUGUUAGUUUUUUUAAGGUUAAAAUAAAUUAUCUGUUUAUAAAAUCUGAAGCCGGAAAAUGGGGAGAAGAGUGACAGUUAACAUCCAAACAAUUGAGUACUUAAAACAGUUACCGUAAGUAGUCUUUAUAUUUUAUAUAGGGUGGAAGAUGUGUUUUUAAAGUUUACUAUGUUUUUUGUCAAUUACUGUGUUCACUAUUGAUACAAGCCCAUUACACGUAAGCAGCCGUUUUUAAAAUGUUGCACAUGGGUACUUAAGAUAGGUUUUAUGAAAUGAAAACAUUCUUUACAGUGUUACCAGAAUCAAUGCUCUGUUUAUUAAACAAACAAAAACCCUUGCUUAGUAAAAUAUUAUAUUUUGUUUGUAUGUAUGUAGUGUUUUGUACAAUACCAAGAAAUGCUAAUGCAAUUAACUCAAUUUAGGGCAUUAAAUAUCAUGUACUUCAUAGUUCAAGAGACUGUUCCAUUCAAAUAGGGCAAUUAGUACUACUCUUAUCUAGCUGUGUAAGUGUUUUUUUUAAUCACACGAGACUCUUUUGUACUAAAAGUAGAGGGAAACUUGUUAAACAAAUUUCUAAAAAUAAUGUACAUAGUACUGGAAACUAUUUGUGGUAAGGAAAUAAUAUUCUUUACUUCACUUGCAUUUCUCACUGACAAUAAAAUGGUGCAUCCAUGCUACCUCCAACUUUGUCAGCAGUAAUGGUAUUUCCCCUUUCCAUUUGUUGCAUCAAGCACUCACAGUUUUCUUUUCUUUUUAAUCACAAUUUUGUCAAGUCUUUCUUUAUUAUGCCUAGCUUAAGUAUGAGUUGCUUACAGGACAUUUUUGACAUUUUUUGCCACCUCUUUUAUUUAAUACUGUAGAAAUGUACUAAGAAGCAUUGCUCACUACAUGGCUUAGCCUAGACUUUUCAUUUUACAAUUGUUUAAAGAAAUCAUAACACCCUUGGACAAAAAAAAAAUAAGUUUCUACAUAUGAAGAGAAUGUUUACAAUUUGAAUUUUAAAACUUGUUUUGGAUGUAAUUAUAUGUAUGAAAACUGUAACACUAUGCUCAUGCUAAGGACCUAUUUACAGAAUUAUUGAAAUAAAUGUGCUGUGAGGAUGGAAAAAAUAUGGUGCAGGUGUCUUGGUCAAAAUAAGUAUUGGCUGUUCACAAAAAUGAAAUGUCACGUUUCAACAAAUAAGCAAAUUCCUCUUUUGAAAACUGGUUCUGUAAUGCAAGUAAUGUUUCAUUUUAUUCAUGUAGGGUGACUAAUACUGUAGUUAAGCCAAGGAAAAGCAUUGAUAAUUGUUUUGCGUGUAAAUAAAGUUAUAAAAGCAGUUGAGAUGUGAGGAGUACUUUGGUGGAGAAUAUACAUACCUCACAGCCAGUGAAAUUGCUUUCCUCAUGGUAUAUCUCCUUACCAAGAAUAUAUCUCUCUAAAUAAAAAGGUUAAAAGAAAACAUUAAAAUGUCUGUAACGUGAACUAUUAUUUUACAUUAUGUGUGGCAUACAAAGUUGAUUUUUCUCUUUUGAUCUUUUGAAGGAUCUCAAGCAAAGUACCUGUGAUGGAAAUGUAAUAUUAGUUCCCAGGUAAAAUGCAUCUGACUUCUAUAAUUUGGUAAUGGUUUCAAGAGCAGGCAAGGAAAACCAAUGGAAAAUAUAGUGCAGGCAAGUCUUGUGUGUGUAUGUAUAGAGACGGAAGAGAUUCAUAGCAGGAUCUCCUUUACUGUACAUGGUUGGUAUAACUUAACAAAAAAAAAAGUCUUAUGCUUAAGCAAAUGGAAACCACAACUGCACUCAGGGAGGGAAAUGUUUUUUCCCUCCUCAAAACUGAGUUUCCUAAUGCAGCCAAUCGAGUUGAUCAUCAAAGCUGUACUACAAAGCCUGGUCAAUCAGCUGAUGGUUGGUUGUGCAGGGCUCUCUUCAAGCAGUGACAAUCAGCUGGUCAUCAGCUGAUAGCCAGGGCUUCAAUAGCGCAGAGGGCUUUGCAGAUAUGUCGAUCAACUGAUGGGCGGUUUCACUAAAACGCCUUUGGACUCAGCCAUGACUCUUAACUAUAAGGCAGGUGAGUGUGGCUUGGCCAAAAUGGCCUCAUAGAUCCAAUGGGGAGGCCUGGUGGGUUUAAUUAGAUCCAUGGGCUGGGAGGUCCCUCACCCCUGUUCUCGAUGGCAAAGCUUCAUCAAAACUGUAUAACAUUUGGUGUUUCUUAUAGAAAUGGGAGAAGUAAAGUUAAAGUGUUCUACCUGCUUAUUCGAUAGCUUAAAAAUCCAUAAUUCAUACUCAAUCCUGCAGUGAUUCUUGCACUUGAAAGCUUGAGGAAUGUCAGACUAAGGUUCAGUCUCUACUUUUCAACCAUCUGUGGCCCAAAGAAAGAACUGCAGGGAGACUUGCUUUUUGCAGGUCUGAGCAAUUAGGAAACCUGCUCUCGCUGACUGCAGACCACCUUUGCUGUACUCUCCUCAACCAUCUCUGUCACAUACAGACAAAAUAUUCAUUCUGUUUAGCUGAGAGACUAUGACUUGCCGAGUUGUCAAACCAGGAUUCUUAACCCAAGACUUCCUAGCCAAAGCCCAGCAUACUACACAACUGUACACUUUUUCUUUCUAAGUAGAUGGGAAAUGUGUGACCCUCCAGAUGUUGCUGGACCACAACUCCCAUCAUCCCUUGCCAUGGACCUUGAUGGUUGAGACUGAUUGACGUUGGAGUCCAACAACAGCUGGAGACCCAUAGCCCCCCCCCUCAGCCUUUCUGCUUUUUUUCUGCAGCUUUGCCACUCUCAAUUUACCCAUGGUUAUUCCCCAACCUCAGUCCUAUUCCUAUGGACUGACAGCAGACUCAGCCUUCGUUUGUUCAUUGGAAUAAAUGUUUUUUAGAACAGUGACUUAACAGAUAAUGAGAUCUCCCCCCCCCCAGCCCAAUCCUUUUAUGAGGGGAAAAAACAUUGCAUGGGCUACACAACAAGGAGUGUCCAUAUUUGAAAUUUUAUAUAACUACAGUUGUUCUCUACUUAUGAAAUGGCUACUUGAUAUUAUUCAAAUAUUUGAAUAAACAUACUCAGUGAGUUGAGAUGAUAUGCUGGUAGAGUGAUGGAUUUAUUUCUUUAAGAUGCUACAUCCUAUGGACAAGUCUUCCAACAAUCAUUGCCUUUCUGAUCAGUGUCAAACCUAGAGUAAUUGUUCCUAUUGUAACAUCUCUCUUGUCCUGUGGAUUUAAAAAGAAGCAAAGAACCAGAGUUCUACAGAACAUCACAACAUAAAGCAUGCAUCAUAGAGCAGGUAUGCAUCACUUUAGAUACACUAUUUCCAGCACCUGAAUUAUUGAUUCCUCAACACUCCAAAGCUUUAAGAUGUACAAAAGGGCCAACUAAUGUUCAAUUAUAUCUUUCACAUUUGCAAAAUGCUGUGCUGAAGAAAAUUGGAAUAAAUGGAAACAUUUUAUGCUUCUCUUACUGUACUGGAAUCAUAUUGCCAGUGUGAUUGUUCUUUGGCUAUUUAAGGUAGCUGCAUUUAUUAGUAUUCCUACUGUAUCUCUUAAAACAGGUACAGACACAAAUCAUGUGUCUAUAUGUCUGUGAAACGCAACCCAGUGCAACUUGUUUAUACCUUAAGUCUGUACCGCAGUACCAAAUGCUACAAUCUGGUUUUCUCUCAUUUCAUUCUGACUGGAGUGUAAAAAGAAUGACUGACAAAGUAGAGUGUGAGUUAACAAGAUUAAACUGUAUUUUACCUGAGUGAGGAUCUGCAUGUCAACAUAGUAUAUAUACCACUCACUCGAAAUGCCUUUCAUCUGCCUCUUUCACAAAGAAGCCAAUUAUAUCAUGUAAAAAUAAUGUAUAAAAUAGCAUAUCUACUUUCUAGGAUGUAGAAACUGCAGGGAACACAGCUCAAAACUGUAUAAGAAAUGAGAAUGGCAUCAGAAAAUAAGGUUCCGUGUGCAUUUCUAUUACCUCGGAGCCUCUUCAAUUUGUCAUCAUUCUUUGCUGAAUAGAGUUCACAAUCUUCUUGUUAAUGUUCUUGAAUGUGAAUGCUGAAAGUUGCCGGAAGAUGUUGGCUACCAAUAGAGUUGACAAAGAAAAGUGUAAAAUUGUAGCAAUAACUCUUAAUAGCGGAUAAGCAGAAUUUGUUGUUUACGCAUUUAUUUUUGAGUAAGCCUUUGAGUGGGCAUUCUCUCUCUUCUGCGUGUAGCUUCAAAUAUGUUGGUUGACAUGAUUUAACUGAAGAAGAACCAGGGCAAUAAAGCAUUGGAGCAUCUGCCUUGCCCUGGACAAAGCAUCAGGCUUGAGUGUUUCUCCUUAAGUUCACAGCUAGUUAGGUUUGCACAACUAAGGUAAGAUGCUUUUCUUCUUCUUUUUUACAACUCCUGUACAAACUUGCUGAAGACCAAAAGCAGGGAGUUCUGGUUAAUAAUGAAUGCAGUAGAUGUCACAGAACUUUCCAUACAAAAUUAAAAGGCAGUUUCUGAUUUUAACUGGAACUGUGCCAGAUAAGCUCAAACUACGACCACUAGAAGCAAACAAAUUAAGCAACCUGCAAGCUGACAUGAUUUCACAGUAUGGAGCAGAUGGCAAAUGAUUUAAUUAGGGGUGAAAAAAGUGCUGGCUUUACAUUUCAGUUUGCUUUUAAGGUGUAGUUCUAUGGAGCAGACUAUGGAUGGUGUGAUGUCAAGCUAAUGCAUUUUAGACCUUGGUGUUGAGUAAAAAUGGGAAGUCAUGUCUCAAAAAAAAA